Cyprinus carpio (common carp) is the source of this 3700-nucleotide messenger RNA. Its product is annotated as endothelin receptor type B. Gene Ontology annotation, cellular component: membrane. Gene Ontology annotation, biological process: enteric nervous system development; vasoconstriction; regulation of blood pressure. The record is from RefSeq and is a predicted model, not a curated record. NCBI's taxonomy places the organism in Eukaryota, Metazoa, Chordata, Actinopteri, Cypriniformes, Cyprinidae. Gene Ontology annotation, molecular function: endothelin receptor activity.
CGUACACACACACACACAAACACACAGCAACUCUCCACAGGAAAAGCUAGAGACAGAAUGCGCAGCCCCUUCACAGCAGCUCUGGUGCGUCGCGGUGUCCAAAUGGGAUCCUGCUACACUUUGAUAGUUGGUUAAUUACUCAUAUGAUACCACACAGAUGUCUGGGGGGCUCUAGCCGAAUAUUCGUCUCACUAACUCACUGACUGACUGACGGGAUCCUGGGGAAGGCAGACAUUUAAGGAGCGCUGUGCUAAAUAGCCGUAAUCAGGCUCUUAUCACCUCAUCUGGAAAUCAAAGUUCAAACUGCGUUCUGCAAUGGGCAUUACGACGCUACAAUUGGUUUUGCUAAUGGCCGUCCUGGCCACUGUUGGAAUAUGUCACAUUAAUGGGACAGAGGAAGUCCUUCAAAACUUUACUACCUCCAAAAUCAAUGUGCAUAAAGGUCUCCAGCCCGCAAACAGAAAAGCCCUGCUGGAUAACAAUACCAGACUGAAGGGGCCUCCAGCCUGCAAGGACCCCACUUUCAUCAAGCACUAUUUUAAGUAUAUUAACACAAUUAUUUCCUGUGCUGUGUUUGUGGUGGGAAUGGUGGGUAAUGCCACCUUGCUGAGGAUUAUUUACCAAAACAAGUGUAUGAGGAAUGGACCCAACGCCCUCAUUGCCAGCCUGGCUCUUGGAGACCUCAUCUACAUCACCAUAGACAUCCCUAUCAACGUCUACAAGCUACUUCUCACCAAAUGGCCAUUUGAUGAAAGCCCUUUUGGACUCUUCCUGUGUAAACUGGUGCCUUUCCUCCAGAAAGCAUCUGUUGGGAUUACAGUACUCAAUCUGUGUGCUUUGAGUGUGGACAGGUACAGGGCUGUAGCGUCCUGGAGCAGAGUGCAGGGGGUCGGCAUUCCCCUCUUCACUGCCAUUGAGAUCUUCUCCAUCUGGGUCAUGUCCAUCAUCUUGGCUGUGCCGGAGGCAGUGGUUUUCAACAUGGUCACCUUUAACUACAAUAACCAAACCUACCGCACUUGCAUGCUCAAGCCUGAAACUGACUCCAUGAGGUUCUAUGUAAAUUGGAAAGACUGGUGGUUAUUUGGCUUUUACUUCUGUGUGCCACUGGCCUGCACAGCAAUUUUCUACACCCUCAUGACUUGUGAAAUGCUCUACCACAGAAAUGGAAGCCUUCGGAUAGCUCUCAGCGAACACCUUAAACAGCGGCGUGAAGUGGCUAAAGCAGUCUUCUGUUUAGUGCUGAUCUUUGCUCUUUGCUGGUUCCCUCUUCAUCUCAGCAGACUGUUGAAGAAAACAGUUUAUGCUCCAAAUGAUGAAAGUCGUUGUGACCUACUAAACUUCCUGUUGAUCAUGGAUUAUUUUGGCAUUAACUUGGCCACUGUGAACUCCUGCAUCAACCCCAUCAUCCUCUAUUUUGUGAGCAAGAAGUUCAAGAAUUGCUUUAAGUCAUGCUUGUGCUGUUGGUGUUAUACCAAGAACCAGGUGUCCAGCUCAGGCCCAAUGAAUGGCACUAGCAUUCAAUGCAAAAACCAUGAGCCUGGCAACCUCAAUACCGACAGAAGCCUCCGCAAAUACAGCGACUGAGAGGUGAAGGACUCACUCCAGUUAGCCUACAUGCUUAAAACGCAUUAUAGAAGCGGACAUCACCCAGUGUCAAACUUUGAGGUGGAAAACAUUAUAACUAUUCAUAUGAAACUAAAGUUCCUGUGCUCUGCGCAGUAUCAGGCUGUUUUUAUAUAUAGCAUCAGACCAGACAAUGGACCUGAUAUAUUAGUCCUACAGCAGCUGUUCCCAGACUUUCAGAGGGUUGUUUUGAAGUAAGCUGUGUGAGAAGAGGUGGGAGUGAAGACCAACAGCAACAGGAUGCAGCUGAACCUAACAGCUACAAAUAAACCCUCAUCAGGAGCUGGACAUGUUUUCCUUAUGUAAAUGCUAAACUAUGAACAUGCUCUGGAUCGUCACUGUCCGACGUGAAAGGAAGUUAACGAAAGGAAGAGUGAAGUGGUCAGUCUGUGUUUUCUGUGUUCCUACCUACGAGCUUUGCCAAAGAAACUCCCAGCAUGUCUUUAUUUAGAUGUUAAGUGAAUCAUAAUGUGCGCUGGACGACACCUCUGUUUAUUUAGUGGGGUAGGAAGAUAACGAAGAUAUGCUUUUGUGUUUGAAUGCCAAAUUAAUUUUAUUGUGUAUAUGCUUAAGAUGAAAAUGUAAGCUCAGAAUUAAAAUAAAAAUCAAAACAUGAACAUAAGACAGCAACUGUGAAAUGAACCAGCUGGAUUCAGUUCCAGCAAGAAGGAGGCAAAUGAAACUUUGACCUUGCUGGGAUUUAAGAGUAAUUUCUAGGAAUGCAUCCAACUGCAACAAAUGCAGUGUUAUAGGUUAAAGAAAGGGAAAAAAAGAGCAUAAGGGCACGGGAAAAGCGGCCUUUCUAUAAUCAAAACAAAAACGCCCAAGAGAUACAAACAUAUCUUUGCCUUUUUUUGUUUGACACUGUGAAUUUUCUGUGAAGAGAACUCAUACAUGUUAUUUACCUUGCAUACAUUAAUAGUAUUAAUAUUUAAUAGCCUCAGUAUUUGUAUAUCAUCUGUAUUUUAAGUUGAAAUAUUUCUUGUUGUAGGUUGUAGGAAAAAAGUUUGGGGUCAGUAAGAAUUUUAAUUUUAAUUAGUUUUUUUCAAUGUUUUUCUUCAGGAAAUAAAGAUGCAUUAAACUGAUCAAAAGUAACAGUAAAAACAUUAAAAAAGUCAUAAAAGAUUUCUAUUUCAAAUAAAUGCUGAACUUUACAUUUCAGCUGAAAAUUACAUUUUUAAACAAGAGCUAUUUGAAAUUUUAAUACUAUUUCACAAAUGACUGUUUCUACUGUAUUUUUGAUCAAACACAUGCAGCAUUUUCUAAAAAAACGAAUUAAAGGAAAAUCUCACUGGCCCCACAUUUUUGAAAGGUAAUUUUCUUCUUGAUGUAAUUUGAAACUAAUAUGACUGAAAUUAUACACAUUCUGACCUAUAUGGGUCUUGUUAAUUUGGCGUGCUGGUGAAUAUAAAAAAGAAAAGGUAAUAUUUGUAAUGGAAUUUGAUGUCACAGAUUAUGCUUAUGUUAUAUAUGUGCUGGUCUUCAACACCACCACUGAGUGAGGAAUGCUGCACAUUUAUAAUUUAUAUAAAUUCAAACAUAUUAUAGUACUAUAACAACCAAACAGCUCUCUUUACUCUAUAUGCUAUGCAGUACAGUGAAUAAACUAUAGAUUAUUUUACAUAUCAUGAAUGACUGGUUAAAACGACACUUUUUUUUCUCAUAGAUUGUUAUAGCAUAAGUUCAAUUUUCUAGAUAAGCUGCUACUUAUUUUUAAGAGUAUUGGACCAGACUAUCGAUUCUACCACUUAAAGCAAUGUUAUCUUAUCUCUAAGUGUAAUGGAGUUUCAGUGUUAAAAGAAGAAAGGUGCCUUGUGACAGCCGUCUGUUUUUGGCCUGGGAAGAAGCUCCAGUUUGCGAGUACUUUGUGAUGUACUUUGACCCAACAGGCAACACGGCCCCUCUGGGUCAUCUGUGUCAACCCAGAGGAUGUGAACGGGGCAUACUAGAGGUUUAGAUGUAAACUGUGGAGCUAUUACCAUCAUCUGUCUGCAGUGUCAGUUUAGAAAGUGUUUAUUUGGACAAAAGUACUCUCAGUUUUAUAUUGGUUUGAACAAAUAAAUGUGUUUUUUAUUUG